AUGAGACUGGAUGAGGUAACCAAACCAGAGAAUGAAGACGGAGGAAAGGAGACGUUUACUAAGCAGUUUGAAAGUACUGAUGCCUGUGUAUAUGAGGCGUAUGUGAAAAUUAAUUCCAUUGUGAAAUCUUAGAGUCAGUGUGGAUUGAAAAGAGGUAGUCCCAAGACGGGUGCUAUAGUGUUCAGAAACCAGGAAGAGAAUACAAAACCAGUGAAGGAAACUGAGGUGACAGCCUCUGAUGCAGAUUCAGGACUCUAUGGCUUUAUUGAGUAUUCUCUUUAUGAUGGAUUUCUGAGCUAUGAAGCACCUCAGGCAUUCCGGAUCGACCCUCAUGAUGGGCGAAUCUGUGUUUCUCAAGAUAUCGACAGGGAAAGGGAUCCUGCUACCUAUGAUCUCCUGGUGAAAGCUAAGGACGGGGAUGAGCAGAGAAUGACACAUUUAGUCCUGGUGAAGGGUGGGCUAAGUGCCCAGGCCUUUGUUCGUGUGGACCUGGAGGACGUGAAUGAUAAUCAUCCUGUGUUUAACCCAUCAACCUAUGUGACAAGCAUCAGUGGUGAGACCCAGCCAGGCACCGAGAUCGUCAAUGUUCUUGCCACUGACCGGGACUCUGGGAUAUAUGGGACAGUGGCUUAUGAGCUUAUUCCAGGAGAUGUGUCAUCCCUUUUUACCAUUGACUCUACCACAGGAGUCUACAGUCCAGAGGUAGAAAUUCUGAGUGCUGUCAACUUUUCAGCGGACAAGGAAGUAAUGAACAAUUUAAAUGAGAUGAUUUUGCCUCUGCUAAGGCACUUCAAGAGGGCUGAAAGAGAUGAAGAAGCUGGAAAAAAAUUUGAAGCUAGCAGAGGUUGGUUCAUGAGGUUUAAGGAAAGACGCCAUCUCCAUUACCUAAAAGUGUAAGGUGAAACAGCAAGUGCUGAUGGAGAAGCUGCAGCAAGGUAUCUAGAAAAUCUAGCUAAGAUUAUUGGUGAAGGAAUUAUUUACUUAACAUCACUCCUUAGUCAUUUGGAAUCUACCACACUUUCGUUGAUGGUUUCUGCUCAAGACGGUGGUGGGCUCACAGCUGUCAUUAAUGCCGAAGUCACCAUACACAUUUUCCAGACAACUCUGGCACCUGCUGAAUUUGAAAGGCCUAAGUACACUUUCUUAGUUUAUGAAGAUGUGCCUGAAGAUAGUCCCAUUGGAACAGUGAAAGCAAGAGAGCCCCUGAACUCCUCAGAACCCAUCUUUUACAGGAUUUCUUCUGGUGAUCUCGACGGAAAGUUCUCCAUUCACCCGUGGCUGGGCACUAUUCGCACCCGGAAGCCCCUGGAUCACGAGACGCAGCCGGUGGUUGUGCUCACCGUGCAGGCGCAGCUCGGCAGCGCCCCAGCCUGCAGCAGCACAGAGGUCAAUAUAACUGUUCUGGAUGUCAAUGACAACCACCCAGUGUUCCUCAGGACCUCGGAUGAGAUUAGAAUAUCGCAGACCACGCCGCCUGGCACAGCCUUGUACCUCGCACAUGCGGAAGACAGAGACAGUGGGCGGAACGGACUCCUCCGGUACUCGAUCGCCAGCCCGCAGCCGGGCGUCUUUGCCAUCGAUAGAGCCCUGGGGGUGCUGUUCCUCAACCGCAGCCUGGGCGCGGGCGAGCGCCAGGAGCUCACGCUGAUUCUCAGGGCCGAAGACCAAGGCGUGCCUCCUCGGGCAGCCCUGCUGGUGCUGACAGUCAUUAUCGAGAAACGCGAACACAGCCCAUCCUGGACUUUCGAACAUUUGGUCUAUCAAGUGGAAGUCAGUGAGUCUCUCUCACCCACGACACAAAUACUGCAAACACAGGCGCACCCGCUUGGCCCCCAGCGUGUAGCCUCGCCGCUUAGGUACUGGCUGGAACCCAGCGUAGACUCUGCUGUGUUUGGAAUCCGCCCUUACACGGGCUGGAUUUAUUUGCGGCGACAGCUUGACUAUGAAUCCACCCAAACAUAUAAUUUUAGAGUGUUUGCUUGGAUCCCCGAGGACGGAUUGUUGCAAAAUGUGAGCACUACAGUCACUGUUCAUGUCCGGGAUGAGAAUGACAAUUCCCCCACCUUCUUGCAUGAUGUGUUGUUUCUGAAAGUCGAAGAGAGCCCUGUUCCCCAAGGUGUAAUAGGCAAAAUUACAGCUAUUGACAUGGACUAUGGAAGGAAUGGACAGCUAUUAUAUUUCCUUUUGUCUGAUGGAAGAUUCUUCAAGAUGAAUCCUAAUACAGAUGAGAGGAAGCCCCCUCUUUGUGUGGGUCCAGCAGACACCAUCUGUGUCAUAACCUGGGCAGAUGGUGGUGCCUUUAGUGGGACAGACUUUACAUUCAGUUCUGAUGAACUUCAAGCCUUUGUUCUCAAGCCUCUGUUCUGUGAAUUAGGAGAAGGAGAGUUGAUCAAUUGGGUGGCACUGGAUCGUGAGCACCGGGGGCACCAUCAGAUGACUGUGCUAGUGACAGACCGCGGCUCCCCACCACGAAAUGCCACCAUGGCGGUUUAUGUCUCAGUUACUGACAUCAAUGAUAACAGGCCCUUCUUCCCCCAGUGUCUGCCUGGAAAGGAGUUACACGUGAAGGUUCUGGAAGGUCAACCAGUAAAAAUGUUGGUCACAACUGUGUUUGCAAAGGAUCCUGAUGAAGGAAAUAAUGCAGAAGUUAUAUACUCAGUAUCUUCAGAAGAUAGUUCUGAGCACUUUAAGAUUGAUGCCAACAGUGGUGAAAUAAGAACAACCACAGUACUUUCAUAUGAUUAUAGACCUUCUUACAGAAUGACUGUCAUUGCCACUGACCAGGGAGUGCCUCCUCUUCAAGGACAGGCAGUUCUUAAUAUUCAGGUGAUCCCACUAUCCAAAGGGAGAGCAAUCGUGUCUCAGAAUAUUAGACAUUUAGUUAUACCAGAAAAUUUGAAGCCUGCAAAAAUAAUGAGCUUGAUAAAGUCACCUGAUCACCUUCAACAACAUUAUAAUGGAAAGUUACAUUUUAGUAUUGUUGCAGAUGAUACGAAUGGACACUUUGAAAUAGACAGCUCAACCGGAGACUUGUUUCUUUCUAAGGAACUUGAUUAUGAGACGACAUCUCAUUAUCUUUUCAGAGUAAUUACUACAGACCAUAGCAAAAAUCUUGCCCUGAGUAGCACAGUCUUCCUUAGUAUUGAUGUGGAAGAUCAGAAUGACCAUUCCCCAUCUUUCCAGGAUGAGUUCAUUGUGAUCAGCAUAGAGGAGAAUGUUCCCAUAGGAACCCUGGUGUAUGUCUUCAAUGCCAAAGAUGGUGAUGGCAGUUUUUUGAACAGUAGAAUACAAUACUACAUUGAAUCCCACAACCCUGGCAUGAAUCCAUUUCUCAUCCACCCCUCAUUUGGCACACUAGUCACUGUGUCCCCUCUUGACAGAGAGAGCAUUCCAACUGUCAUCCUGACAGUAACAGCGUCUGAUCAGGCUGUGAAUGUGACAGACCGGCGUCUGAGAUCACUGACAGCACAAAUAGUGAUUUUGGAUGUAAAUGACCACAACCCCACUUUUAUGUCUUUCCCCAUUGCCCAUGUCAAAGAGGAUGUCACAGUGGGCUCCUUGGUGCACCAUAUAAUUGCUCACGAUCCAGAUGAAGGAAGGAAUGGAAAAGUAACAUACAGCAUCCUCUCAGGAAAUGAAAAUAUGGCGUUUAUGCUAGAUGAGUCAUCAGGCUUACUAACUACAACUUGUCUUUUGGAUUAUGAAAUGAAAACUCAGCACAUUCUGAUUGUUCUGGCACUGGAUGAUGGCACACCAGCACUUUCUUCAUCCCAGACUUUGACAAUUACUGUUCUUGAUGUAAAUGAUGAAGCUCCAGUGUUUAAGCAGCACCUGUAUGAAGCUUCAGUGAAAGAAAACCAAAAUCCCGGGGAGUUUGUCACCAGGGUUGAAGCUCUGGACAGAGAUUCAGGAGUCAAUUCCAAGCUUCAGUUUGAAAUCAUGCCAGGUGCUUCAUUUGAAUUGUUCGAGAUAAAUUCGGACACUGGAGAGGUAGUGACAACCACCAUGCUUGACAGAGAAAUUCAAGAAGUCUUCACCCUUCGAGUAUUAGUACGAGACGGGGGAUUCCCUUCAUUGUCCAGCACCACAACAAUUCUCUGCACUGUUGAAGAUGAAAACGAUCACGCACCAGAAUUUAUUGUUUCCAGUUAUGACAUUGAGGUUCUGGAAAACCAGGAACCAGAGGUUGUCUAUACUGUUUUAGCCUCGGAUAUGGAUGCUGGCAGUAACAGAGCUGUUGAGUAUCACAUAAUUGAUGGAAAUACCGAUGAGUACUUUGCUAUAAAUGAGAUGUCAGGAGAACUCUCAACCACUCGUGCUUUGGACCGGGAACAAGUCAGCAAUUUUACCCUUGCCAUUCUGUGCUCUGACCUGGGAGAUCCGCCUAGGAGCUCUGUAAUACACCUGCAAGUUAGAGUUUUGGAUGCCAAUGACCACACUCCUUCUUUUCCCACACUUUAUUACCAGUUCUCUGUGAGAGAAGAUGCUGAAGUGGGAACAGUGGUUUUUGUGCUUUCAGCUGUGGACAAGGAUGAAGGCCUGAAUGGGCAAACUGAGUAUUUUCUGACUGAUGAGGCUUCUGGUGCAUUCACCAUUGAUCCUAUGUCAGGCACAUUGAGAACCAGCAACGCCCUCGACCGUGAAGCCAGAUCUCAGCAUACAUUUAGUGCUGUGGCCAGAGACUGUAGCAUCCAGGGUUCACGAAGCACUACUGUAAUUAUAAAAGUAUGUGUCACUGAUGUUAAUGACAAUGAUCCAGUUUUGGAACAAAACCCUUUUGAUGUGUUUCUUUCCCCCCAGUCGCCUACAAACCAGACGACUGUCAUUGUGAGAGCCGAUGACCCAGACUUGGGGCCCAACGGAACUGUGGUUUUUAGUUUUGCAGAGACUCAGUCAAUGUUUUCUAUUGAUAAACAUACAGGAGAAAUUCAAUUUCAGCAAAAUCCAUCUUCAGAAUACUUCCCUAUCUGGCUGCAGUUAAAAGUUACAGACCAGGGUGUUCCAGCCAGGACAACCACAGGUCUCUUGGUCAUCCACAUGGAAGGAGAAGAUGUAAAGAUUUCCUUCAGCCACCAUCUGUAUAAAGGGCUCGUGACUGAAAAUUGUGAGGCAGGUACUUCUAUUGUGACUGUAAAAGCUUUUGCUCCUGACUCAGUUCAGGACAGCCUGAAAUAUUCAAUUUUUAGUGGAAAUGAAGAUGGCGUUCUUUCCCUGUGCUCUAAGUCAGGACAACUCACUGUGAAAGAACCCAAGUUUCUUGAUUUUGAAGUCAGAAAUGAGGUACAACUCAUCGUUUUAGCUGAAAGUAGCGGGCAUAGAGCCUAUUGCAAAGUAGCAGUCUUGAUACAGGAUGAGAAUGAUAAUUCACCACGCUUUGAACAAAGUGUUUACCAAGCAUCAGUGUCUGAAGGCGAAUUCUACAAUGCUCAUGUCAUACAGGUUUUUGCUACCGACCUGGACAGUGGUUUGAAUGGCCUGAUUGAGUAUUCUAUUCUCUCUGGCAACCAAGAAGCAGCAUUCCAGAUUGAUGCGCUAAGUGGUGUGAUAACAACAAAAGGGAUUCUAGAUUACGAGCACACCAGCUCCUACAGGUUGGUCCAGGGUUCAGAUCCAUUGGCUCCAUUUAUUCUGCCUGCUUGCUGA
Messenger RNA from Mandrillus leucophaeus (drill), 5643 nucleotides. RefSeq names its product protocadherin-23-like. Gene Ontology annotation, molecular function: calcium ion binding. Gene Ontology annotation, cellular component: plasma membrane. Gene Ontology annotation, biological process: homophilic cell-cell adhesion. The record is from RefSeq and is a predicted model, not a curated record. NCBI's taxonomy places the organism in Eukaryota, Metazoa, Chordata, Mammalia, Primates, Cercopithecidae.